Messenger RNA from Chaetomium fimeti, 1317 nucleotides. RefSeq names its product deoxyhypusine synthase. Lineage: Eukaryota; Fungi; Ascomycota; Sordariomycetes; Sordariales; Chaetomiaceae. The record is from RefSeq and is a predicted model, not a curated record. Gene Ontology annotation, cellular component: cytoplasm. Gene Ontology annotation, biological process: peptidyl-hypusine biosynthetic process. Gene Ontology annotation, molecular function: deoxyhypusine synthase activity. Bases 95 to 1153 code for a protein of 352 amino acids. The transcript is spliced from 3 exons.
UAACCACUAGACAAGUGUGUUAGGUGCUGACUGGCAGCGACAACUACCUUUCCCCCCUUCUCCCUUCUUACCACUCCUACCGAGCGCCCCCGAGAUGGACUCUCACGCACCACCCAGCGCUGCCACGGAUGCGGUGCUGGUAAAGUCUGUCGAGAUGCCAGAGAACGCGCAAAAAGUGGAAGAACUCGACUUCAACAAGUUCAAAGGCCGGCCCAUCACCGUCGACGACCUCUUCCAGGGCAUGAAGCACAUGGGUUUCCAGGCGUCGUCCAUGUGCGAGGCCGUCCGCAUCAUCAACGAAAUGCGAGCAUGGAAAGAUCCCGAGUCAGGGGCUAAGACGACCGUCUUCCUAGGCUACACCUCCAACAUGAUCUCGUCUGGUCUCCGGGGCGUGUUCCGGUACCUGGUGCAGCACAAGCAUGUCUCUGCCAUCGUGACCACGGCAGGCGGUAUUGAGGAGGACUUCAUCAAGUGCCUGGGCGACACGUACAUGUCGUCCUUCAGUGAACGUGGUGCGGAGCUGCGCUCCAAGGGUCUCAACAGGAUUGGCAAUUUGGUCGUCCCCAACUCCAACUACUGCGCCUUUGAGGACUGGGUCGUCCCCAUCCUCGACAAGAUGCUGGAGGAGCAGGAGGCUAGCCGGGGGACCGAGGACGAACUCCACUGGACACCAUCUAAGAUCAUCCACCGCCUGGGCAAGGAGAUCAACGACGAGCGGUCCGUCUACUACUGGGCAUACAAGAACGACAUCCCCGUGUUUUGCCCCGCCCUGACCGACGGCAGCCUCGGGGACAUGCUGUACUUCCACACGUUCAAGACGUCACCGCAGCAGCUCCGGGUUGACAUCGUGGAGGACAUCCGAAAGAUCAACACGAUCGCCGUCAGGGCAAAGCGCGCGGGCAUGAUCAUCCUGGGCGGCGGGGUGGUCAAGCACCACAUUGCAAAUGCGUGCCUGAUGCGGAACGGGGCCGAGUCGGCCGUGUACAUCAACACGGCCCAGGAGUUUGACGGGAGCGAUGCCGGGGCCCGGCCGGAUGAGGCCGUCUCGUGGGGGAAGAUCAAAGUUGGCGCGGAUGCGGUCAAGGUCUAUGUGGAGGCUACCACUUGCUUUCCAUUUAUCGUAGCCAAUACGUUCGCGAAAGACGAUCAAUAAACAUUAAUUUGCUCGCCCAUUGCGCUUUGGUCCCCGUAUCCAUGAGAUAAUCUGACUUUUCAUCCGACGUUCAAGUGUUCUCGACGUAAAAUAUCAUCUCUCCAAAAUGCCAUUGCCUUUUUGAGCAUGAUAAGAAAACACAAGGGCUUCCUUCUCCCACGUUG